Molecule: messenger RNA, 4143 nt
Organism: Thermochaetoides thermophila DSM 1495
Lineage: Eukaryota; Fungi; Ascomycota; Sordariomycetes; Sordariales; Chaetomiaceae
Product: GTPase activator-like protein
Exons: 3
Coding region: 1-4143 (1380 amino acids)
Source: RefSeq, a predicted model, not a curated record
AUGCCCUUCCCUUCCUGGUCUUGUUCCUCGUCCCUGGGUUCUCUCCUUGGAAUCCUCGGGGGAAAGCCCUCUAGGUCGUCUUCAUCUUCAGACUCCUCCUCAUCAUCAGCCCGCACACACACCCGCUCACAGUCACAACCGCUGCCACAAACACGGCCGCAGUCGCAGACACAAGCACGGGCGCACAAGAGGGGGUCAUCCGUACUGAAACUGCAAGGGAGACUGGACCAGAUUGGUCUUGGUCUCUGGUCACAGGGAGCCAGUGCAUCCGCCGCGAAAGCCACCGCCAGAGCAGCAGCUGUGCCGUUGCUCCUGCCACCCAACUCGAGCGCCAGCAUGGAAUCUGCACAGGAAAAGCCUAAGUCGAAGCAAAAGCCAACCACGCCGCAGAAACAUGUCACUGUGCGCCACAAGGGACGGCCAGUUGCCCGCCUUGCCCUAAGUCCCUUCCGCGACGACUCCGGCCUGGUUGCACUGCGGUACGAGCAUACAAAACAGGGAGAGCCCCCCAUUCCGCUGCCGCCACCUCAGCCCAGGGAGAAGAAGAGAGAAAUUCGCCGGCCGAUCAUUGUGAAUCCGCCGCCAGUCCCACCACCGCAAGAAGAACAUCCACUCUUUCGCAACCAGCAGACGCAGACGCAAACAUUGCAAACAUCACAAACAAUCACGAUUCGCCGGUCGCAAGCUGAGCCGUGGAAGCGCGACUCGGGAGCGCCCACAUCGUCGUCCAUCACGCUGCGCGGCGACGAGGACGAAGAGGACUACAUCUACCGCAAGCUGCUCGAGGACAUUGCUGACGCGCCAUCUCCCACGCUGCCGCCCAUGCAAUCGCCCAAGAUGGACGACUCUUCAUUCGAGGCUCCCCAGGAACUGCCGGCUCGGAAGAUCCCGCCGCCAGCGCUGAAGCUCCCGGUGCCUCUGAGCGCGGGAAGGGCGGAGAUUCAGCCGCCCGCAUCCGCGCCGGUUUCAGUGCCAGGAGCAAAGCAGACACCGACGCAACAGCAGCAGCCUGCUACUACGCCGUCGUCCCCAUCUCCAUCAAGACUGGGGCUGCGGCGAGCUGUGUCGGUUUCUUGUUCGUCGCCGAGAUCAUCCGAGUCGCCGUCGUCGCCCGUUUUGCCUGCAUCGCCGUCCCGGCACCUGUCACUGACUAAGAAACUAGGUAAGAAGAGCUUCGGCCUUGGUUCUGGGUCGUCGGGUAACGAGAAGGGAAAAACGGAUACGGCAACGGCAGCGGCAACGGUCGGGACCGGGAUCAGCAGCAGGGUCUCGGUCGUUUCUUCGGGGGGCUCCAAACGGCUGCGGAAAAAGAGGGUUGGCGUUGACAGGGCUGCUUCCGGCGCUGGGACUGUUGGGCCCGCCUCGCCAGGGGCUAUUUCCGGGCCCGAGCGGGGCUCUGCCCACUGUGCUCAGCAGGAGAAACCGCCAAAAUGGCCCAAAACAGCCAAGCGCACGCCAGAGACCCCACCGCAGCCGAACGCGCCAGGGGCUGCGCACGGGGAACAAGCAUCCUCGCACAGCAACAAGAACAAGUCGACUGUCGCUGACACUGUGACCUCUGCGACAACGCUCUCGCUCUCGUCUGCACCAACCAUCACCACGCCCAUUCCCUCACACAGCCUAUGGGACGAUCUGGACUCCAUUGCCUUCUCCAAGCGGGGGAGUCUCAUGCUGCUGGGCAGAAAGAGUGAUCCCUCGAAGUCACUUCCACUGUCGCUAUCGCAGGUCAUGUCGUCGUCGUCUGCGGAGAGCGGCCCCAGUGAUUGCAGGGCCGGCGAAACCCCUAACGUUAUCGAAGAAUCCAAGCCCAAUGUGAGCGAGGAGAGCGAGAACACUGAGAGCCCCGAACACAAAGAAACCGACAAGAACACCAGCCAGGUGCCAGCGUCGUCAUCUCCAUCAUCGUCAUCCUCCUCAUCAACAUCUUCCAAGUCCCAGCGCGACUCUGCUAAUGUCGCGGCAUCCCCCUCUGCGCGAGACGCCGCCAAGGGCCCCGAGCCUGCCGUGCCCAGCAUCCGCGUCUCGUCGAUUGAUUUAGAGAGGGAAUCACAAAAGGUGAGAUCGCUCUAUGAAUCCGGCGACGACCUGUUCUGGGAAGACGGCGGCCGCGUCUCGUUCGUCGAACGUCUCGCUCCUACCGCCGAAGUCCCGUCCGAAGAGGAUGAGCACGCCGAUUCAUGGCGUCCGUCCGAUCAUCCCUCCAGUUCGCAAGGAGACCACCUCGGUCCGUUCCCACAGGCCACGGCCAUUCCGCGGUCUCGCCUGUCGGCCUCUCCUAAUCGCAACAGCGUUGUGCGCAAGGGAUAUGCUGGUGGCCUCGAGGACUGGGACGACCUCGACGGCGCCGAAGUCGACCGCUAUGGCUUUAUCACCCCCAAACGUCCGGUCUCACGCGCCGAACCUGCCGAGCUCAAGGUCCUGCCGAGACGGCGAAACGUCCUGACCAAGCGACCCUCAACUUCUUACUCGACCGUCUCCCUCCCCGGAGGCUUCAUCCGCCCGCCCAGCCGCAAGGUCUCGGCGCGCUCGCUCAACACGUACACGUCGGAGCGAUCGAACGUCUCGCGCUUGUCGACCCGUUCGUCUAUCCGCUCGGCGGCAAACCAUCUGCCAUACAACCGUGAGCACAGGUGGCUUGCCGAGGCCAGCGAAAUGCUGUCUCUUCAACCGACCGGUUUCGCCAGCCUGGAAGACGAAAAGGACCCCAAGUUGAUCGAGGCCCAGAAGCGCAAAGAAGCCCUGCGCUCGGAGAAGUGGCGCAAGAUGGCCACAGCUGUAACGCCAGUAUCCUCGAACCCCAAGGUCACAUCAUCAUCAUCAUCAUCAUCAUCAUCAUCAUCAUCAUCAUCAUCAACCAACCCUCCCCCAGCCCCCGGUCACGGCCAGGGCAUCUCAUAUACCUUCGACGUCACCUCACCCAAGCUCAUCUCCCGCACCUGGAAGGGUAUCCCAGACUGCUGGCGCUCGGCAGCCUGGUACUCCUUCCUGCACACGUCGGCCAUCACUUACCCUCACGACCCCCCGGAGUCAGACGCCUACCUCAUCGAGACCUUCCAUGCUUUGCAAUCCCGUCCAUCGCCGGAUGAUGUGCAAAUCGACCUGGACGUGCCGCGCACCGUGAGCGGUCACGUCAUGUUCCGGCGGCGGUAUCGCGGUGGACAGAGGCUACUGUUCCGGGUUUUGCAUGCGAUCUCGCUCUAUUUCCCGGAAGUUGGCUACGUGCAGGGGAUGGCUUCGCUAGCGGCGACGUUGUUGUGUUAUUUUGAUGAGGAGAGGGCGUUUGUCAUGAUGGUCCGGCUGUGGAGGUACAGAGGAUUGGGCUGGUUGUAUAGCGAUGGAUUGGCCGGGCUGAUGGCCGCGUUGAGGGAAUUUGAAGGGGAUUGGUUGGGGAAGCUGGAUGGCGGAGUUGUGAAGGAGAAGUUGAAUGAGUUGUCGAUCGAUGCUACGGCGUAUGGUACUCGCUGGUACCUGACGCUGUUCAACCUGUCUCUUCCAUUCCAGGCCCAGCUGCGGGUCUGGGAUGUUUUCAUGCUUUUGGGGGAGUGUCCUCCAGAAGAGCAAAAGCAACUUCAACAGUUACAACGGCAACAACAACAGUCUUCGGGCGACCCACAACCGUCUACGAGCAACGACUCUUCACCGAAAGACUUGGACCCGCCGCCUCAGUCUCCUGCAACUCUCCUCCCCCCGAAGGGUUUGGAUAUCCUUCACGCCACAUCGGCCGCCCUGAUUCAUGCCCUUCGCGAUGUGCUGCUCGACUCUGACUUCGAGAACGCAAUGAAGACAUUGACCGCCUGGAUCCCCGUCAAAGAUGAGGAUCUGCUCAUGAAGGUGGCCCAGGCGGAAUGGCGCCGGCACCAAGGCAGGAGGGAGAAGAUAGAGAAGGAGCUGCGAGAAAAAACAAAGAAGGAAGAGAAGCAGAGGGAGAAGGAGGAGAAGCAAAGAGAGAAGGAAAAGGGUAAAGGGAAGGAGAAAGAAAACGUUAAAGAGGGGGUCGAGGUUACUACCACUACUACUAAUACUAAAGGGAAGGUUAAAGAACGGGAACAACAACACGAUAAAGAAAGAGAUGAAGCUCGGGGGAAGGAAAAGGAAAAGGAAAAGGAUAAAAAGGAUAAGGGAAAGGGCAGGUCCUUGUUCUGA